Messenger RNA from Mauremys mutica (yellowpond turtle), 4737 nucleotides. RefSeq names its product sestrin 2 (gene SESN2). The coding region runs from base 303 to 1745 and encodes 480 amino acids. Gene Ontology annotation, cellular component: nucleus. Gene Ontology annotation, biological process: regulation of response to reactive oxygen species; cellular response to L-leucine; positive regulation of macroautophagy. NCBI's taxonomy places the organism in Eukaryota, Metazoa, Chordata, Testudines, Geoemydidae. The record is from RefSeq and is a predicted model, not a curated record. The transcript is spliced from 10 exons. Gene Ontology annotation, molecular function: L-leucine binding; oxidoreductase activity, acting on peroxide as acceptor.
GCCGGGGGCGCGCCUGAGCCGCGGGUCCGGGCUACGUGCGGUCCGGCGGGUUCUGCUGAGCCCUGGGGCGUUCUAGAACGCGGAUGCGCCCGGACGUUCCAGAACCCUGCGGCGUUCGGACGUUCGGCCAUAGAACCCCGGGACACCGAGCUGCCGCCGCCGUGAAACUGACGCCUCCGCGGGCUGCCCGAUCCGCUAUGCACCUUCAACCCCCGGACAGAUAACCGGAGCCGCGGACCGAGCCCCGAGCGCAGCACGUCUCCCCCACCCCGCCGGGUGCCGCCCCCUCCCCGAACGGCACCAUGAUUGUCGCAGGCUCCGAUGGCUGCGGCUGCACGGACAUCAAGGGCUAUUUACCCUGCGAGCAGUGUGGUGAUUUGAGGAAUAAAGAGGACAGAGGAAUAAAACUCCCCCGGCAGCUGGGAAGAGGCCCGAGUUCCUUCAUCCCCGUGGAGGAGAUCCUGCAGGAGGGCACGGAGAGGGCCCAGCGGCAGCUCUUCAUCGAGGCCUUCGUCUCGGCGGGCAGGGUGGAUAACGUCACCAUGGUGAUGGGGCUGCACCCGGAGUACCUGGCCAGCUUCUGGAAGACGCAGUACCUGCUGCUGCACCUGGACGGGCCGCUGCCGUACCCCAAGCGCCACUACAUCGCCAUCAUGGCAGCGGCCAGGCACCAGUGUUCCUACCUGGUUGGCUUCCACGUGGCGGAGUUCCUGAAGGUGGGCGGGAACCCCGGCUGGCUCCAAGGCCUGCACUGCGCCCCCCAGAAACUGAGGAACCUCAACGAAAUCAACAAGAUCCUGGCUCACCGGCCCUGGCUCAUCACCAAGGAGCACAUAGAGGCCCUCCUGAAGACGGGCGAGAACAGCUGGUCCCUGGCAGAGCUCAUCCAGGCCCUGGUGCUCCUCACGCACUACCACUCGCUCGCCUCCUUCGUGUUCGGCUGUGGCAUCAACCUGGAGACCGACCAGGAGGGCGGGCAUGCCUUCCAGCCGCCUUCGCCACGCAGCUGCGACAGCAGCCCUGCCUCCGAGGACGGAGUGAGCGGCUCCAGCGGCAAAGAUGCCAUGCAGGAGGUGGAGGUGCUGAUGGCGCGGAUGAAGCUGCUUCAGGAGUGCCAGCUGGAGGAGGAGGGGGUCACGCAGGAGGAGAUGGAAACCCGCUUCGAGCUGGAGAAGACGGAGAGCUUGCUUGUGGCCCCCUCGGUCGACAUUGCUGAGCACACGCUGCCUCCCAAUGUCCUGUGCUUCGUGGAGGAGCCGGAGUUUGGAUACAAGGAUUUCACUAGGAAAGGAGAGCAGGCCCCACCCACCUUCCGAGCUCAGGAUUACACCUGGGAAGACCACGGCUACUCGCUGAUUAACCGCCUGUACCCCGACAUGGGGCAGCUGCUGGAUGAGAAGUUCCAGGUGGUCUAUAACCUCACCUACAACACCAUUGCCAUGCACAGCGGGGUGGACACCACCACACUCCGCAGGGCCAUUUGGAACUACGUUCACUGCGUCUUUGGCAUCAGAUACGACGACUAUGACUACGGGGAGGUGAACCAGCUCCUGGAGCGCAGCUUGAAAGUCUACAUCAAAACCGUGGCCUGCUACCCAGAGAAAGCCACCAAGCGGAUGUACACCCACUUCUGGAGACACUUCAAGCACUCCGAGAAGGUGCACGUGAACCUGCUCCUGCUGGAGGCCCGGAUGCAGGCGGCCCUGCUGUAUGCGCUGAGAGCCAUCACCCGCUACAUGACCUGAGGGGGCUGCGCUCCCCACGCCCGGCCAGGGACGCACCUCGCUGCGGGGGAGCCUGGCUUCACCGACGUGGGUUUGGGAUCCGUCGGGAAAUACUCUGGGCCCCCUGGAGCGAUGGUCAUGGGGGGCUCCUCCCCCCACUCUCCCCGGGGCCGUUAGACACCAAACUGCUCAGCCCCUUCCCUGUGUAAUGAAGAACCACCUCUGCCAUGCCCAGUGUUCCUGUGGACGCAGCCCGGCAGGGGCCGUCCUGGGGCCUGUCAGCCGGGCCGCCAGCGAGGGCCGGGCUCCACAGCAGGACUCUUGCCGCUGCCUCGAAGCGGACGUGCCUUUAUAGUGUUAGCGUGUAACGAAAUCAGACUGAGCUCCCUCCCUCGCUGGCUCCUGCUACCCCUCUGGGCCGGGCACGACCGUCCUGAGGCUGGUGACUAGUGCAGUGGAGAGCAGAGAGCUGAGCUGCCGUGUCUGGGGCUGCUGAGGGAAGGGCCUUGCCUCGUACCAAAGAGCUCUCUGCUAGUGGGGUAUCCCGGCUCCCACGAAUGUGCAUCUUUCUCUUCUCACUGCCCAGCCUGGCCUCUCCACGUGUGUUGCCGUACGACUGGGAGCAGUCCCGCUGGGCACUGGCCAUCUCUCACGGGGCCCGGGGGGGGAGGCCAUGGGCACAAAUUCCCCCAGCCCCAUGCUGCUGCCACGGCCACCACACUACGUUUAGUGCCCACUGCUCCUGCUCUCCAGAGCUCUGCUCCACUGACCGCCUCUGGGCUGUGGAUGGAGGGAGGUCGGGGCGCGGGUGGGAUGCCCCUGUCUGUGGGGCUGUUCUGCACAGCCCCUGCCUCAAAGGGCGGCGGGCGCUUGUCCUGGUAGGGUAACCUAAAGCCCACAGCCUCUUGCGCAGUGCUCAGCCCUGUACACGCCCCGGUCGGGCCAUGCGCUGGGUGUGAGCCUCUCCCCCCGGGCUGUAGAGUUUGGGCCGGAAGCUCCUGCUGUCAGGGCCUGGGGGAGAGCCCCUGAGGAACAGGCCACAGGAGCACCCACAGGGGUCUCCAGUUCUGGGCACUUCCAAGCCCUGUAGAAGCAGCAACUUGGACGCCGCCGGGCGUGUUUGUCUUGCACGUAUCCUGUGCCCUCAUGGUGCAAGGUGUGUGCAGCUCUGCACAGGGGGUGUGUGUGCUGGUGGGGUGGGUGUCUGUGCCGUGUGUGCAGAGAGCUAAAUGGUGAAACCCCCGCAGGAUGUGUCCCUCCCGCUCUCGGCACCAGGCCGCCCUAGCCACGCACGGAGGUUCGAAACUGUGAAUCAGACUUGGAGGCUUGCUCGCUUCACCUCUUGCUACUUGUACCUGGCUUCAUCCUGAAACCAGCCUCAUCCGCUCACCCCACCCACCUCCGUCCCCUCUCUCAAGCGUCCCGCGUUGCAGCCCCCGCAUUACCUACGUCCCUCCCAUGUCAGCCACCCCGUCCUCUGUCCUGAAAAGUCUCAGCUCAGAAAUAGCCCUUGCUCUGAGGUGCUAGGACGCAGGCGGUGUCGGUGCUGGAGGUGGGGAGCAAACACUGUGUGCCGCUUUCUGACCGAGGCCUUUUUCUUUGUGCCCAUUGUUUUGGUCUGCUUUGCACAGUGACCCAUGGCUGUUCUUGGAAAGUCAAGAGGCCCUGAGGGUAAAUUCACCCCAUAGCACCACUUAGGCCUCCGUGAGGCCUAUAUCCCACUUACUGCCCUGUGUUCUGAAACGGGACGUACGUGGUGCAUCGGCCGAAUGCCAGAACCUCUGCACACCGGUGAAUUUCCCUCUUGCCAAAGACAGAGGGACCAUUUGCCUCUUGAGUCCAUCCAGGACGGCUGUGAGCAGCUCCACUUUGGACUCCACAACGGAACCAGCCAUUCAUUGCAGGAGUCAAACUGGGUGGGGAUUUUCAGGGUCUCUUAAUUGCUGUCAGUAUUUCGAUUAGCUAGAAACACAAACAAAAUGAGCCUGAUUUGCCGGCCGCUGUAAGAGAGGCUGCAAAGAGGGCAACUGCUUCUGGGGUGAUGUCCACUUAGAACCAGGCAUGGAGCAAUUGAAACUUACGACCCACUUUUUCUGCCCGGGGCAGAUCUUCUCUGGUCACGUUCCUUUUUUGUGGGCAGCAUGACAUGGUGCAGGAUAUCGCGUGUAUUAGCCAUGCUGCAUUGUAAAGCAAGGACUAUGUACACGCACUCUUGGGGUACAAUGCACAUGUGGAAUAUGUAGGUGUAUAAUAUAUACACUCCAUUGUAAAGCUGGGGUUGUGUACAAACAGACUGGGCUGUACGUAGUUUUGGGUUUUGGUUUUCUUUGCACAUGCACACGCUCCUUGCUCUUGCAGUGCAGAGUGGUGUGGGUGUCUCCUUUUCUCUGGCUAGAGGCAAUCCCUUUUCACAAGCCUGGGACCUUGUAGCCAACGCUCUUUCCCCCACUGCAGCACUGCACAUUCUGGCAGCUGAUGCACUGUGAAUUCAAAAGACAGUGUGCUGUUUGAGGUGUGCUGCCCCUGCUCCAUCAAGCCGGCUUCUCUUACCCGCGCCCGCGUGCGAGGUGAAAUGCUCUUGCCCUGCUGGCGGGUUUGCCCGGGGUAAGAUCUGGACAGCAGUCUCCCUUGGUGUUUGGGAAGUUGGCCAGUCCCGUAUGCCGGUAGGGAGGGAUGUGAGACUACAGUGUGUGUUACUUUGCGGGGGUGGGGGGAGGGGUGAAGCAGAUGUCUGUAGCUUUAUCCAGAUGUGCCACAGCAUUUCACACUUGUGCAGGUCACUGUGAAAUGCCCACUGUGUGAGCUUUGCCGGUCGGCAGCCGUUCCCACUUUCCCUGCGUGUGGAACUGACAGCCCUGCCUGUCACUGCGGUGAAGGACCGGUAGCAGAACUGUAAUUCUGUGUAAGUUAUUGGGUUUGGAUGGGUUUCCUCCCCAGUGGGAGUGAAAAUGUUGAUUGUUGUGACUCUUUGUUGCCAAUUCUGUUUUGAUGAGAAAUAAAGUUGACUUUUUUU